Anthostomella pinea is the source of this 789-nucleotide messenger RNA. The record is from the annotation of a GenBank genome assembly. Lineage: Eukaryota; Fungi; Ascomycota; Sordariomycetes; Xylariales; Xylariaceae.
AUGUCGCUCCAAGCCGCGACCAACAACCUACCUCCCAGGUUCGCCACUGCAACCGGGGAUAUGUCACACUCAGUACUAUUCGUCGGCUGCACGAGCAUCACGAGCAUAUGCCAUGUUUUCAAUAUCCAGGGACAGAACUCCACAACACCCAUACACACAUUGUUACCAGAUGGACCAGAGCACACGCAAAGGACCGGCGUCACAGUGCCAGUCACCGUGGCAGGACAAGCCCACCACCACCUGGGCAACCACACCCAGCCAACGAGCACCCACACACACACCCGCUUUACCGUUCUCGCCGCCGAUAUAUCGACACAGAUAUUCUCACCCCGGGAGGUUGAUAGAGACUCCCUCCUCCUCACCACAGAGCAGCUGCACAACAUCUACGCAGAAGAAGAAACACAGCCGGCUCCGCAGACAGAAGAAAAAGACGAACCCACUCAUUCAUACGACACAAGCCCUAGGAUCUUACAAGACGACUCCCAAGAAGACCGCAAAACCCAUCAUCCCAUCACCCCCAAACCACCACCAUCAGCAACACCAGCCUCCACAGCCUUGGAAACCGACGCAUAUUCCACUAUCUUACAAGACCACAAACCCCAUCACCCCACCACAACCCCCAAACCACCACCAUCACCACCACCAUCACCACCACCAUCAUCAUCAUCAAAACCGACACUAUCCUCUGUAGUCGCGGAAACCGAUACGUCGCUCGGCUUGCGCUUAGUUCGGCGCUUCGACGGUAUCUUUUCGGCCGUAGACGAGGGGGGUACGAAGACGGUGAGGUAG